AGAGGGAGAGAGAGAGCGCGUGAGAGCGUACCGGCAGUGAAAAGCAGUGAUAAACGAGAUCACUGCAGGUGUGAUCACUGGUGUGCUUGAGAGUAUGUUAAGUAUUAGUCUUUGGAGUGUAUAUAAAAGAACAGAUUUGUUACUGAAUGAAGACAAAAGCACUGCUCUCCUAAAUCAACAGCCUUGAAAGACAAACACCAUUCAUAAGACCCAACAAACAUCUAAGGAGCUCAGCUCAGCAAUACCUGCUUGCUAUGUCUGUCUGUCUCCCUCCCUCUGACCCUCAGCAUAGCUGGAUCAAGUCAAUCAAAUUCAGAUGGACAACUGGAAAUAUUAAUGUUGUCCUGAUUCUAAGACAGAACCCCUAGAGGACCCCUUUUCAGGAAGCUUGUGUAGGCUUUCACCCAUUUGCAGCUCUUUAAGGAAUACCUAUUAAUGAAAGACAUUGUGUGAGGUCAUUUGGAGCAGGAAAAGCACUCAGGAGCACACAGAGUCUGUGUUAUUUUUCUCCAGGGAUUAACACUUUUGUUAGUGCACUGAAGGUGCAAACAUUUGACCCUGACCUGGAGAAGAUGCUGGGCUACAAGGUCCACAACAUCUCGCUAAACUGCAAUGAAAGCAUGGAAUCCUUAACGAUCAGCAAUCUCUCAAAUCUGGAGGCAUGGUUUUGUGUGAGCCAGGGACUGGAACUCGGGCAGAAGAAGAACUGGGUAGCACUGUUGAUCAUGUUAAUCGUGGUCAUCACCAUCACAGGGAACAUCCUGGUCAUCAUGGCUGUCACAAUGGAGCGAAAACUGCAGAAUGCCACCAACUACUUCUUCAUGUCACUGGCUGUAGCUGACAUGCUGUUGGGUUUCCUCAUCAUGCCCAUUUCCAUGGUGACUAUCUUGUAUGGAUACUCGUGGCCAUUCCCAGACAUCCUGUGCCCAUUGUGGAUCUACCUCGAUGUGCUGUUGUCCACAGCAUCCAUCAUGCAUCUGUGUGCAAUCUCGGUAGAUCGCUACAUUGCUAUCCGCAAUCCAAUAGCCCACAGCCGUGCCAAGUCUCCAUGGCGUGCCCGUGCCAAGAUCACUGCAGUCUGGACCAUCUCUGCCAGUAUCUCCAUGCCCAUUCCGGUCAUAGGCCUCCAAGACCACACAAAAGUGUUCAAAGAAGAAAGCUGCUUUCUGACUGACAGUUCAUUUGUACUUAUCGGCUCCUUUAUGGCCUUCUUCAUGCCAUUGACCAUCAUGGUGGUAACAUACUUCCUGACCAUAAAUGCCCUCCAGAGUGAAGCUACACUUUGCUUGGACCAGUUGGUGCCACGACCCAGGUGGAAUAGUAGUUUGGCACUGAGCUUUCUCCCUAAUGAUAAGAAGCUGUUUCUGCGGCGCUCGUUGACCCUCAGCAAUGAACAGAAGGCAUCUAAAGUACUGGGCAUUGUCUUUAUUCUUUUUGUUGUUAUGUGGGGCCCGUUUUUUGUUACCAACGUCUUGGUGGCUCUCUGUGACUCCACCAUCUGCCACAAUGCCAUCAUCAAUGUGCUCCAUAAUGUUUUUGUGUGGGUUGGAUACCUGUCAUCAGCGGUGAAUCCACUGGUGUACACUCUCUUCAAUAAAACAUAUCGUUCUGCCUUUGCUAGAUAUAUGAGAUGUAAGUAUAGAGAGGAGAGAAAACCACUGAGGCUUAUUCUAGUUAACACUAUCCCUCCGUUAGCAUAUCAGUCAGUGCUAGCUGACGCUCUGGGAGAAUUCUCCUCACCACUUUCAAGUAAAAAGCCACAACCUUGUAAAAGAAUCCCUGAGGAAAGUGUUACUUGUGUGUGAACACAGUGUUGUUUGGUUUUUCUGAUACAUUAGAGCAGUGGUCCCCAACCCCCGGGCCGCGGACCAGCACCGGUCCGUGGACCAAACGGUACCGGGCCGCCCAAGGAACAUUCAAUUAUUUCCAUUUUA
Molecule: messenger RNA, 1934 nt
Organism: Tachysurus fulvidraco (yellow catfish)
Lineage: Eukaryota; Metazoa; Chordata; Actinopteri; Siluriformes; Bagridae
Gene: htr2aa
Product: 5-hydroxytryptamine (serotonin) receptor 2A, genome duplicate a
Exons: 4
Coding region: 573-1805 (410 amino acids)
Biological process (GO): chemical synaptic transmission; G protein-coupled receptor signaling pathway, coupled to cyclic nucleotide second messenger
Cellular component (GO): dendrite; plasma membrane
Molecular function (GO): G protein-coupled serotonin receptor activity; neurotransmitter receptor activity
Source: RefSeq, a predicted model, not a curated record